CCGGAAGGAGCUGUUUCUGCAUCCAUACAUAGCCCCUUCCGUGUGCCUGCCAAACACUCAAAGCUGGAGAUUGACACCCACAAUCUGUUGGCGCCUGAAGAAACCAUGAACCAGAUGCCUGCUGCCCAGACAGUGCGUACAGAGAGGAUCCAGCUUUGCCCUUUGGAGACCGAAGAAGAUGGCCAAGAGUCAGGGAUUGAGCUUAAAGUCAGGAGAAGCUCUCUGCCUGUAGAGGUGACCAGGGGAACACAGAACUCUCUGGAUUGUGAUUACAGCCUGACAGAACAG
Messenger RNA from Staurois parvus, 288 nucleotides. NCBI's taxonomy places the organism in Eukaryota, Metazoa, Chordata, Amphibia, Anura, Ranidae. The record is from the annotation of a GenBank genome assembly.